This is a messenger RNA of Lolium perenne, 2200 nucleotides long. RefSeq lists its product as uncharacterized. NCBI's taxonomy places the organism in Eukaryota, Viridiplantae, Streptophyta, Magnoliopsida, Poales, Poaceae. Gene Ontology annotation, molecular function: protein binding. The record is from RefSeq and is a predicted model, not a curated record.
UGCUCCGCCUCCUCGAACCCUUCGUCUCGACGGGACCAGACAGACCUCAGCCGCCGGCGCGCUGUGCGCCCGUGCCGCCGCCCACUGCCUGGCCGGCCCUCCGCCACGCUCCCUGCCGCCACCGCGUUCGAAUCCCCCGGUGCCACACGCCUGACGCCGCGCCGGCGCUGCGGAGGGCCGAGCUCGACAGGCUCGGCAAGAACGGCGAUGGCGGCGCUGUCACACCAUCACCCAUUGGAACCAGCAGAAAUUCAUCACCCACGUCUGAAAAUUGGAGAACAUGAAGAAGCUGGACAAGUGUACUGAAUUGACACAUAUAUGGGACAGAGCUGAAAAGAAACCAAGAUAACUGCAACCUCAAGGCCAAAGCCGAUAUCUAUCGAGGAUGAAAGCCAAAAUCAAGAUGGAAAUGGUGACCGCCAUUGCAAGUCGCACUGUACGUUGAUGUUUUGGAGUUCUUCUCGUAUCCUGAUCUGCCUCCACCGUCCUCAUCCGUGGUCUCAACUCUCAACACUCACAGUGCCACAACUUUUUCCGUUCAACCGCUCUCGUUCUCUCUCUCCCCGCCCAUUCCGUGUUCGCCAAACAAGACAACCGAGUAUCCACUCUACCUGCGGUACCCUGUGAUUGUGGAAGAAUUGAGCAAUGGAGCUGCGUUCAGCGCGCCGCCUCAGGUCGCAGCCAUCUCCCGGAGCUCGCCGUCGUUUCCGGCCUCGUCACUUCCCGGAUGGCGGCGGAGCAGGCUUGAUCAACACCCUUCCGGAUGACAUGCUGCUCCAGGUUCUGGCUCGUCUCUGUUGCGCCCGCGCUGCUGCCCUCACCGGCGCCCUCUCCCGCCGGUGGCGCGGCCUUUGGACGCACCUCACCGAGCUCUCCUUCCGCGAUAUCUCGCCGGACGCUCUUGACGUGGCCCUCAACCAGGUCGCCUGCCCUGCCCUCUCCCGCCUCAAAAUAAAAAUCCCCAAGCGGCACACCAUCCAUCCUGCCCGCGUCUCUUCGCUACUUGGUGCUGCCGCGCGGCUCGCCCCGGCGGAUCUUGUCUUUAAGGUUUGGGGGCACACCAAAGAUAGUAACAUUGCUGUCGAGAUCCCCUGCUUUAACCGUGCCACCUCGAUCAAGCUUGAUGUGGUCAACCUCUACCUAUUACCGCCGGUGGGGUGCGUUCAGUUCCCUGUGCUGGAGAGGCUAUCAAUCUCUGGCUGCCAUAUCAACAUCGGUAAGCUGAUCCUGCAUUGCCCUCACCUGCGCGUGCUAGAGGUAUGCAACUGCUGGGGCUUCAGCAUGAUCAGAAUCCGCUCACCAACGAUUGAAAAUAUUUCCGUGGACCACGGACCCGUAAGAGGCAUUGACAUCAUGGCUCCCUUGCUUAAUCGAUUAAGGAUGUGCGUCUACAUGGCCCCACAUUUCAGUUUGUCAUUCUCGGCGCCAAUGCUGAAAGAUCUCUGUUUGUGGUGCCCGUGUUUAAUUCAAAAUGUUGGGAUUGGAGAGGUAUGGCGUCUGCGCUAUAUGCGACUUGGGAUCAAGAAGAGUGCGUAUGUCCUAUAUUUGUCCAUAGAUACUCCGCUUCUGAUGCUAGACGCUGCCCGGAACUUUUCUCAACAGAUAGCACCGCUCCCUGCCCUUUCUUAUUUGCAUUUAAGUUUAGCAAGAGGGCAUGUUUCUGGUGCAAUAUUAUCACAUCUUCUUGGAGUUUGUUCCACUAUACGGGCGAUUAUUAUAGUGCUCACCUCAAAAUUUGAGUAUCAAAAACCAUGCCUACCAAAUUGUUCUUGUGAUGAACCCCAGAAUUGGAGAACCCAAAACAUCCCCUUGGUAGCUCUUGAAGAAGUACAAAUCGAAGGUUUUGGUGGAGCUGAUCAUGAAGUUGAUUUCCUGAAGCUUCUGUUCAGAUGCGCAACUGCGAUGAAAAGGAUGACCGUGGGACUGGCCCCUCGGGUCUAUCCAGCCAGCAGAGGAGGCAGGAAGAUGUACAGCCUCCUUAAGGCUCAUCCUUCUGUGACAUGCUCUGUUUAUCGCUGCUAGCAGGUUAUGUAUGUAUGCAUGGCUGCCAAAUGCAUCUAGAUGUAAGGAGAGAUGAUAUGUUCCUCUUAUCUUGUCAAACUUGAGCCCGUGCUCUUUCUUCCCUACCCUAGUUUUCAUGUUUGCUGAAUGUUUAAAACAGUUAUAUGAACUUAAGACUAUCACUGGGGUUUCAUGGUCA